AUGGAUCCAUCUAUCGACGCGUGCUUUGCUUUUGUCAAGAGUGCCAGACAUCGCACAGUGACAGCCAACACACUACGGCAGUAUCGAAGCAAGUUGCGGACGCCCUUGUACGCAACCUCAAUCUCGUGCAGGAUGUUUGGCGAGAGUACCAAGCCUCACAGACAGUGA
Aphanomyces invadans is the source of this 168-nucleotide messenger RNA. RefSeq lists its product as hypothetical. The transcript is spliced from 2 exons. The record is from RefSeq and is a predicted model, not a curated record. Lineage: Eukaryota; Oomycota; Saprolegniomycetes; Saprolegniales; Verrucalvaceae. Bases 1 to 168 code for a protein of 55 amino acids.